Molecule: messenger RNA, 8323 nt
Organism: Solea solea (common sole)
Lineage: Eukaryota; Metazoa; Chordata; Actinopteri; Pleuronectiformes; Soleidae
Gene: rc3h2
Product: ring finger and CCCH-type domains 2
Exons: 20
Coding region: 586-4062 (1158 amino acids)
Molecular function (GO): metal ion binding
Source: RefSeq, a predicted model, not a curated record
AUAGACUUUAAGACUUAAAAAGUGACUUAAACUACCAAAGUCAUUUUCUGGUAAAGGUACUUUUAAGUAUCCCUUUUAGGUACAUUAUACAAGACUACCCUGUUUAUAUACAGUACUUGUAUGUGUGCAUACAAGAGAUGAAAGUGUGAGCCCAUAGGUCGGGCAUCUGAUACCCUGUCAGAGAUUCUGUUGAACAGGGUGGUGCAGUUGCAGGAACAGGUGGCUCGAUAAACAGUUGCCCUCACAAUUUGCGCCACCAAUCCCUAAUCUGCAAGUGCACAGAGGAAGUGGGGGUGGGGGGCUUUUAUCCAGGCUCACGUGCCAAGAUAAAACUCCCCACCUCCUUUGUCUCCAAACUUCCCCUCGCCACUCUUCCCUCACAGACGGUGUGGUGGUUCAGUAGUUUGUGGUGAUAUCUGGGCUUGAGGCAGAUGGAAAUAUGACCUCGCGACCAACGAAGCAACGCGGGCACCGUGUGCCGCAAGUUUGGAAGAGACGGUCGGCAAGCAGGAGCUGUUGUCGGGGCUCGUUGACAUGCAUUCCCCCUGAGCUCGGCGACGCCCCCCUCAGUGGUGCGGUGACAGGAUGCCAGUGCAGGCGGCCCAGUGGACCGAGUUCCUGUCCUGUCCCAUCUGCUACAAUGAGUUUGACAGCAGCGGCAACCAGCCCAUCAGCCUGGGCUGCUCGCACACGGUGUGUAAGACCUGCCUCCACAAACUGCACCGCAAAGCCUGCCCCUUUGAUCAGACGCCCAUCAGCACAGAUAUCGACCUGCUGCCGGUCAACUGCGCCCUCCUACAGCUGGUUGGAGCUCAGGUUCCAGAUGUGCAGCCUGUGAGCCUGACUUGUGCCGCAGAGGUGGAGCACUAUGAGGUGUGCAGGCUGUGUGUAGAAGAGCUGGCUCUCUACCUAAAACCUAUCAGUGGAGCAAAAGGUGUGGCGGCUCUGAGUCCCAGUGUACUUAGUCGGCCUAUGCAAAGGAAGCUGGUGACUUUGGUGAACUGCCAGCUGGUGGAGGAGGAGGGCCGUGUGCGGGCGGUGAGGGCAGGCCGCUCGCUGGGGGAGCGAACUGUGACCGAGCUCAUUCUGCAGCAUCAGAACCCACAGCAGCUCUCUGCCAACCUGUGGGCAGCAGUGAGGGCACGGGGGUGUCAGUUCCUGGGACCUGCUAUGCAAGAAGAUGCGCUGAAGCUGGUUCUACUCGCUCUGGAGGACGGGUCAGCUCUCUCCAGGAAGGUGUUGGUUCUGUUCGUAGUCCAGAAGCUGGAAGCCCGGUUCCCACAGGCCUCCAAAACCAGCAUAGGCCAUGUGGUGCAGCUCCUCUACAGGGCCUCCUGCUUCAAGGUGACUAAGCGCGACGAGGACUCUUCACUGAUGCAGCUGAAGGAAGAGUUCCGUACGUACGAGGCUCUCAGGAGGGAACACGACGCCCAGAUCGUCCACAUCGCCAUGGAGGCGGGCCUGCGGAUCUCGCCGGAGCAGUGGUCGUCGCUGCUGUAUGGCGACCUGGUGCAUAAGUCACACAUGCAGUCCAUCAUUGACAAGUUGCAGUCUCCAGAGUCUUUCGCGAAGAGCGUUCAGGAACUGACAAUCGUUCUGCAGAGGACGGGAGACCCGGCCAACCUCACCAGCCUCAGACCGCACUUAGAGCUGCUCGCCAACAUUGACCACAAUCCAGAUGCCCCAGCACCAUCAUGGGAGGAGCUGGAAAGUGUGAUGCUGGCUGUGAAGCUGGUGGUGCACGGACUGGUGGAAUUCAUACAGAACUUCAGCAAGAAGAGCCACGACACUCCACAGCCUCAGGCCAACAGCAAGUAUAAGACAAGCAUGUGCCGAGACCUUCGUCAACAGGGCGGCUGUCCCCGAGGAACCAACUGCACUUUCGCACACACACAGGAUGAGCUGGAGAAAUUUAGACUGAGGAACAAGAAGAGCAGCAGCGUGGGCCGAGCAUUUCCGUUGGCACCCGGGGUGAUGGGUAAAACGUUCACCAUGGAGGGCAGCAUUCACACAGAUGUGACGGUGGGAAUGGGGUCGGGGCUCAAAGGCACAGCGGAGAAUACAACCGCCCUGGCAGAGGGAGUUCCUGGCCUGACUCACCCCCAGCUCAUCUCCAGAGGGGCAGACAUGAUGGAGGAAAUGAAGAGAGCUGUGCCAAAUGGAUCCAGCGGGGCCAACGGGUCUAACGGGACAUCUGGCACCAACCGAACCACAGCGGCGUCCACAGAACAGAAGCCCAUCUCUCCUCCCAGGACUCCCAUCAGCCACUCCUCAGCAUCAUCUCCCCUGACCACAGUUGGACAGGGUGAUGGUGGUGCUCCUAUGCCCAAACAUGGUCAGUUCAUGCUGCGCGCACCGCAUCAUUCGCAGGCAUCGGAGCUGUUCUAUCAGCACUCUGACUAUGACACGGCCCAUUAUCCGCCAACCUCAGGUUCUUAUUAUCCAUCCACUCUCCACCCUCCUCACAAACCCUGCAUGGCUCGCUUCCUCAGAUCAUCCAACGUCCCAGAAUCCUCUCUGCCACCUUCCAUGGGCCCGCCACCGACUUCCUAUGCCAGUGAUCCUCAAACACCACACCCGCCCUCGUCCUCUUCCUCCUCAGUGUACCCACCACACCCGCCUCGAGAUCGAAUGGGUCCCAGCUUCCAUCCGCACCCGGGACAGCCUCAGUACGGACCUCUGGCACCAGCUCACGGGGUCUAUGCUCCUCUGUAUGACAGCAGAAGAGUAUGGAGGCCUCAGCUGUACCACAGAGAGGAUGCCAGGAGUAACUCACUGCCUCCAGAGGUGCUGCAUUCCUACCAGCCUCCACUCAGGGAGAGAUUCAACUCUCUAGACAGCAACUACUGCUCUGCGGCGGAGCACCGUGCAGCGCUGCACAGGGAUUACGGUCGUGUUCCUCUAGGCUACGAGGAUCUGUUCAGGAGGAAGCAGGAACAGUGGGCGCACCAUCAUCAUCAUCACCAUCACAACACCACCAGACCCUCACAGUCCUCCCCCAUCUUCACAAUCGAUUUUGGAUCCGAGCAUCUGGAGAGCAGCGGAGGUCAGUGUGUCGGCUGCAGGUUCAGAGGCGAGGAAAGCUUAGCGCACUACUCCCCGUGGUCCUGUGGAAGCAUCGGCCCCUGCCUCAGUCCCUUUGAGCCCGAAACACUCACGCACACUUCCGCUCACUCCUGCGCCGAGCACUCGGAGUUGGACAGUAACGGCGGCAGAGGAGGAGGAGGCGGCGGCGGCGGCGUUGGCAGUAAUAGUAUUGGGAAGCGGUGGCUGCAUUCGCUCGACCACUACCGCCGCAUGAAAGACGAGGAUCCGAUCAUUCCCUUCAGUGAGGGGCCCAUUAUCUCCAAGUGGGGCGCUAUAUCCAGGGCGUCACGCACGGGCUACCACACCACUGACCCGGUCCAAGCCACUGCCUGCCAGAGAAGUGCCAGCACCACACCCAUCAACUUUAAAGAUUACAACCCACACUUGGAUCACAGUGACUUCAGGUGGAGCUCCAGAGGAUCCGACUCCUCCAGUCACUCCAGUUUCCUAGAGAGUGAGCAGCUUUGUGCAUCAGAGCUUCACGGCCGUCGCACUUCCAUAGGCUGCGGAGAGAAAGCUGUCUCUGAUCUGAAAGCCCAUCAGACCACCUACAUCCAGGAUCAGGAUCUGGUCGAGAGCCAAUCAGACCCAGACCGAGACAUUGAGCUCGAGCUGUGCGCUCUGGACAUGGAGGAUUCAGACCACCAGGAGAUCAAAUCUCAGGAGCUUUUAGACCUGGUUACUCCACAGUCUCAGGAUUCUUCCCGCCUCCUUCCACCUCCCUGCUCCUCCCCCCUCCUCUCAUCCCCGGUAGAGGAGCAUCCUCAAACAGAGGGCCCUUUGACAGAGAAGAUGGAUGCUCAUCUGCUGAAAAAGAUGGCUUUCAGAAAGUCCCUGUCCCCUGGAGGCUUGGUCUCAGGGGGUCUGGGCGUCGGUAAGCUGGUGCUGCGGACUGGACCGCCUCAACUGGGGGACACUUCCACCCGGGCUUGUCCAGAGACCCACGGAACAGAGAUGCUGCUCAACGGAAGCUAAUGUGGACACCGAGUCAGACAAUGACCCGUGUCGUGCUGAGGCGGAGCUUCUAGCCCACAACUUGAUCCUUUUUUUAAAGGGAAUAUGAUUUUAAUUCCAGCCUUCAUAUAUGUCAAUCAUAUGCCUAAGUAAAACUUGACUAGAUAAUGGCUGAACAGUCAGACCACAAGUGGCAAGAGAAAACAUACACACACACACUCCUUGCUGCCGAGUGGUGAUUUUCUCUUUAAAAUUCCACAGAGAAUUGACUAAUAUCACUGUAAAUGCCUCGUAAAUACAUACAUUAAUCCACCUGUAUUAUCGAUGAUGAACUUGUCCAUAUUUGUAGUUUACAAACCAUGGCCAUGUUUAUCAUCUCCACCGCAUUAUUAGUGUCGUCCUCCUGACUCCAUGCAGCUGAUGGCAUUAGACUAAGUAAAGGUAUCUUCAACCGUGUUAUUUUUGUAAGUUUACUGUAGGAUCCGCUGAUAAUGAAUCAUUUAUAACGCAUUUAUAAUCAAGCCCCUCCUAGCUGUCCCCAAUAACGAAAAAAAAAACAACAACUUUAUACAAACUUUGUAUUUAUUACAGCUGAACAGCUACAAUAUUUUCAAAUUGAAAUAGCAAAUUUUAACAAUGCAAUCCGUAAAUACUCGCGCAAAGGCAGUCAUUUAGGUAUAUGUAUGUUAUUCAGCAUACAGUUUCAGUGCUGAUAAUUCAUAAUUCAUCCUUGCAUUAACAAUAGAGCAGUUAGUACUAUAUCAGUAUCUCCUAUUAACUAUGUAACAAAGUGAAUAUUUAACUGUGGCUUGACUUGUCAAAAUAAUAGCACUUAUUUAUUUUUCCCCCCAAAAUUAUAAAGCCCUCUUUUUUUAUAUAUAAUAUAAAACAAUUGCUCUCUUCUGUAUUUCUGUCUCUUUAAAUGUCACAGAUUGGUCAGUUUAUUGGCUGUUUUGUGUCACUGCUGAACACAUUUUUUGUAAGCGUUUCGUCAAAGAAUAGCGAUUGUCACACUCAGAUUAUAACACUGAUAACACAAUUUCAAAGGCCGCUCAAUCCCCCCAAUAAAAAUAGAAGAAAACCUGAGAGACAACAAAGGUUUUCACUGUGCUGACAACAUAGCCGCAGUCUUUUAUAAGUCAUAUGAUCUUUUAAACGUUGACCUCUGAAUUCCCUUGACUGUCACAAGACCGCAGAGAACAGUGACACAGUCAUGGACUGGAUUUGUUAACGAUCUUUCAUCACUCAAGGUCAGAACGGAUGAGCGUUGUUGGUUUUUUUAUAAUCCAUAAUAUGAUUACCCUCGAUAUACUCUUUUAAUUGACUCAUCCUGCCAAAACCUUUGGGAUGCAGCUGUGAAUAGACUUAUCGAUUACUGGAUUAGUCACCGGCGAUGUGUCAGUACGAGGAUUCCUCUCGUUUCUUUGCUCCACGUGACAAAAAAAACAACAGUUUAAACUCAAUUUUUUCAAGUCCGUGAACAAAUAGAUAAACAUAAUCAACAUUUUUUUUUAACAUUUUCUGACAUCUUGUGGACCAAACGUCUAAUUGAUUAGUCGAGGAUAUAGAAUCAGUUUUUAUUUAUUAUGAAUUAUUGUUAGUUGCAAUGCAAGUGGAGCAAAUUUGUUAUUCACACAUGCAAAACAGUGGCCUUUCUCUCCUUAUUGUUGUAUUCAACUCAACAUGCAGUGACAUAAUAUGUCCACUGACGGACACACCUGUCUUAUUUCAAAGGUGUCGCCUGAAACACAACAAUGAUCUCAGAAACUGAACACAUACACAUUCAAAGUAUGACACAUUUUCUGCACAAUUUUAAAAGCCUACAAACCACUUCCUGUGUGUGUUCGUGCUAUAUUUUAUUUUUAAACGUUUUGUCUUGUUUUAUGCAUUGUGCUAACUUCUGUGAAGUUGUCUGUCGGGCGGUUUUUUUUUUCAUCAGGACAUUUUGUUACUGUUUCAGUUCACAGCAGAGAGAGAGAGAGAGAGAGAGAGAGAAAGAGAGAGAGAGAGAACAUUUCUGAUGACCUUGUCUAAUGUUUUUCUACGUUUGCUGUGGUCAGUGCACUGUAAGCCACCAAAGUCUAACUCACUGUAAUUCUAUGUGCAGUAUCGUGUAUGUGAUUUCCAUACAGACCAGCCUUGCCUCACUCACUUUUAUAGACAUGAGGGGCAUCUCGUUGUGUGCGGAUUAAUCGUAAUGCCUUUCGCAUGACAUAUCAAGCCACCUAUACAUUUCGAGUCACGGAGGCUUCACUAAGUUUGUUUACACUUCGUUUACACCUGUUCUAACUCUUAUGAGAUGUUGCGUGAGAAUGACUUUACUGUUCCCGUCUCUUAAUCAGAUACUAUGUCCGUCCCCUCUAGUUAUAACUUAAAUUCCAUUUUUAAAGGAUGGCUGGGCGUUUUUUUUUUGAGUUACCAAAACGAACCCUCUUUUGGGGUUUUCUGUCUUAUCUUCCAAAGUGAAAAAAAAACCGGGGCUGAACAAUUCAAUGUGGCUUGGAUGUUGACGUCCCACGUUAAAAAGGCGAAAUGGAAGGAGUUCAUGAAGUUUGCCUCAGCUUCCCGCUCUCACCCACCCUCCCUACGUUUGUUUACAACUUCACCCUUUGAGGUCGUGUAAAGUGCCAUGUUAUGUACAGUACAGUACAAUCAAUCCCUGAGGUUUUCCUAAAAAGAUUUUCAUAUUCCUCAGCUGAACACUCUGAGGCAGAGAGAGAGAGGAAGAGGCUCUGUAGAAGUUGAGGAGGAAGAUGCCUCUCUUCUCUUGUAGUUCUGCUUUCUUCCAUCGGAGGAGGCUAGAUCCUUUGUCUGUCUGAAAAGCUCAGGGAAGACUUAAGUUGCUCAGAUCGUGCUUUGGCUUUUUUCUAUAUUAUUCAGUGGCGGUGUGUGCUUAAAAGUGUCACCACUGAUUAUCACCUCUUUUUUUGUCUUUGCCUGUGUUUUCUUUUUGCCUCUCGGUAUCAAUAUUGGCUUUAAUAUUCCUGCUCUCAUAGAUAGGAAAGGGCUGGGCACUACUGUGUGUGAAACAAACAGUAUUGUGAGUAUUGAAAUGACUCCCUGUUUCCUUCAAGGUUCUAUUGAGCACUGUCGUAGUGGCUAAUUACACUGUACGGAUUUCCACCCCAUCACUGCCAGCAGGUGCACUCGGCCACUGAGUGUCAGCCCACACCCCCACACCCCACUUUCCUUCCUUUACCCCCCCAUCACUCUGUCCUGCCUCCCUGCAUCCUGCGUCAUAUGCAUGCGAUCUAGUCCCUCUUGUUAUGGCGGAGGAGUACUGAUGAUUCUGUAGUUGUGAUACAACACACCCAGCGCUGUAAGAGUUCUGCACAUGCCCACUGUGUGGCCACGUCAAGUGCUGAAGUUUGCUUGCAGCCUUUUACUCGUUUGCUUAUGAAUUUAUUGUUUAAUAGAGAUUAUAUUGUUGGUACUGUUAACGUUAUUACCACAUUUGGUCAUCGUCGUUGGUAUUCCCCCCCUUCUGAUAAUAUAUAUAUAUAUAUACAUAUAUUAUAAGUCUGGUUUUUUUUUUUGAAUAUUGACAGUUUGCUAAAAUAAAAAAAUGAAAAAAAGGGGGGUUGGAAUUUUUUUAUUAGAGAAGAAAGUGUCUCAUCAUUCUAUAUUAUAUGGGGAAUAAACGCCUGUGUGUUGAUAGUGAAACAUGAUGAACUGAUGUUUUCUGACUAUUCAUGUCUGUAUUAGACAUUUUAUUUGCAAAUCUAUUGUUCGAUUGAAAUGUAAAUGAACUACUAAGAGAUGGUACACAUCCGUCAUUGUAUACAGUCUGGCACCAUCAUUAGAUGGACUUAUAGUAUAGCCGCUCAUUUAUACAACCUGUGAAAUGUUUAAAAAUCAUUGGGGCAGUUGUUUAAUGUUUCGGAAUGAGGAAAAUAAAAUCCUUAAAGAGACAGCAUAUCGUAAAUGUCCCCAUAAUGAAUAAAUAAUACUGUUACGUAUUCCAUUUAUUUCCUUGGAAAUAUCACAUUGUGAAAGGUUUCCCUUUUACUUAACUGUACGGUAAUGCAGGUUUGGAGUAGGUCUACCUGACCUAUGCUGUUGAUGAUUCGUGUGCUUUUAACGACAGAGUUUUUGUUUUUUGACUGACUGAUUCUUCUGUGCAUUUCUGGCUUGUUCACUUUGUAUUUCCCUGACUUACAGACAGCUUGGCUGAGCGGCAUAACACUUCUCUGUUGCACCGAGAGAUGGAAUAAUGAAAACAAAAAGAAAGGAAGAAUUUGGCACAUGAAAUUGCAUGCUACAAUAAACCGAGAACAAAUAA